AUGUCGGAGUACGUGUACGCGCUGCACGACUUCAUCCCCGAGAACGACGAUGAGAUCGACUUCAAGGCGGGGGAGCGGAUAGAGGUCGUGGAGAAGGACGACUUGUACGGAGAUGGCUGGUGGAAGGGCCGCAAUCUCGCUGGGAAGGUUGGACUAUUCCCCCAGACGUACACCGCCCCAGCUCCGGCUGCCGCAAACAGCAGCAGUUACGAAGACGCCCAGUCAACCCCUACGAAGGCCACAUCGCAAUCCACCAACGGAGAUACCCCUAGCGCCCCUGAAGUUCCCUCAUCUCCACCCCCGUUUCAACUCCAGCUCAACGGCCUCGACACCGUAUCGGAGGUUGGAAGCACCGACGGCGUCAUGAAAGAAACCAUGACAGAUGUCCAGAAGGCACUCGAGCAGCUCGGCGCGCGCCGCGACGGCGAUGGACGCAGCUUCAGCUUUGCCAGCACGCACGACGAUCGCGACACCGAGACGGACACGGAUUACGACAUGAGCGAUGUCGACACUCAGGACGGCGAGAACUGGCACAAGGGCGCGCGCCGCAAACUCGCUGAGAAGGCAAGACGCGCAGUCGAAGAGGCGGAGAAACUCGAGCAGAUGAUGGGCACCUACAACGGCACACGGCUGGUCGCGCCUCCUAUUGACGUGGAGAUGAGCGACGAGAGCGAUGACGAGCACGAUGAACGGUUGGAUCACGACCGCGAUUACACGUCUCACUCGUAUCAGCGCGACCACCCUUAUAUUCCGGAAGAGAGCGAGGAGGACGAAGAGCCUAUGGUCAAGAAGGACGAGCCUGCCGAGGUCCACGCCUUGACCACGGACGAGCACGACGAGGUUCCACCAACAGCGACCGCCUCCCGAUUCGGUGUGCGUAGUCGCUCGCCAUCACACUCACCUCCGCCUGUUCCCCCGCCCGUUGCCGAGGCUACCGAAGAGAAGCCGGCGGAGCCCGUCUCGCCGCGAUUCAUUGCGACGCCCUUGUCGCCGACUUCACAAAUCACCCCCACACCUUCGACCGGCGCCCUGCCUUUCCCCGAACCCAAGGCAGCCACUCCUACGUUCACCAACGGGCUGCCUUCUCCGUCUUCCUCGUCCUUUGGAAUCGGACACUCGCGUCAGCUCUCGCAGACCUUGCAGCUAUCAGGGCCGCCGUCGAAGCACAGCAGCUUCCAAUCUGUACCGUCAUCUCCACCUCAGCCUAACACGGCAUCGUCUCUCCAGCCGACCCUAGCCGAUGACAAGCCUGAGAAGGCGAAGAACAAUCCCGCUGAAUGGACUGUCGACGAAGUCAUUGACUGGCUGCGCAGCAAGGGCUUUGGAGACGAUGUCUGCGAGAAGUUUAUCGAACAAGAAAUCACCGGCGACGUCCUCCUCGAGCUCGAUGUCAACCUAUUAAAGAGCGAGAUCGGCGUCAUGGCCUUCGGCAAACGCAUGCGCAUCGCAAACGCCAUCACCGACCUUCGUCGCCCGCCCUCCGUUGUCUACUCCGACCACCCCGAGCCCUCGACGCCCAUCUCGCCCGCGCAGCAGCACUCGCGCAGCCAAUCGCAGUCGCAGAGCCACCACUCGUACCCAGGGACGGGCGCGGCGUCGUUCGUGUCGAGCCCGGGCCCGAACACGGCGGCGUCGCUGAUGUCGCCGACGUUGGCGAAUAGCGAGGGGCAGGCGUCGCCGAGGGCGAGGACCUUUGCGGACAGGGAUAGCUCGGACAGGAGUGCGAGUGUGGAUGAUAAUGCGAUUGGCAUGGCGCUGUCACCGGAAUCGUUCAACAGGGGCUUUGGGCUCUCUCUUUCUCCUAGUGACGGUGCUCUGAACGCGAAGGCCGUCUCCGAUAUUCAAGAAGAGGCUGAAGAGGACCGUGGGGUGCUCAGCGAGAGUGAAGCCGUCCCCGCCAGCGGUAGCAACGUCCGCCGCCGCAUCUGGGGCCGCUCACAAGACUCGACGUCCAACUCUGCCAAGGAUGGCGCGGUAUCCCCGUCGCUUUCUCAAGAGAAUGACAGGGACAGCAAGGACAGUCACAGCAAAGAGGAGAAGAAGAAAGAGAAGGACACGCUACGUCACCGCUCGCGCAAGAGCGUAGAUGGCAACACUGGCAGAGGUGGUGAACGUCUUAGCAUCUUCGGUGGCAUGCCUUUGGGUCGCAGCCGCAAGCCACCUCCCAAGUACAAUCCUGAGGACUCUGACAAGCCUGGAUCUUCCUUCACUCUCGGUCGCAUGAGCGGCAGGAAGACGUCGAGCGGCCGCCCCUCUACCUCCCAAGGUCUCAGUCAUGGCAAAGAGGAGAAGGAGAAGAAGCCAAAGAAGGAUAAGGAAGUCAAAGAGAAGUCGAAAGACAAGGACGUGAAGGAGAAGCUCGACACCGAUAAGCGCGAGCCUCAGUCGCCUACCCUCCUUCGUAAACGUACAUCGUCCACGCCGCAUGUGCCGACGGCCCAGGAGAAGGAGAAGAUCGCGGCCAAUCCACUCAAGCCGGGGCAGAGCAUCCUCGAGCAGAUUGGCGAGCCGGACCAUGCAGGUUGGAUGCGGAAGAAGGGCGAUCGGUACAACAGCUGGAAGCUGCGCUAUUUUGUGCUCAAGGGCCCGCAUCUGUACUAUCUUCGGAGUAACAGCACUAGUGAAACGAAGAUCAAGGGGUAUAUCAACAUCCUGGGGUACAAGGUCACAGUGGACGAGAGUGUGGACCCAGGUCGCUACGGGUUCAGGAUAGACCACGACCACGACAAGACGCACUACUUUAGCUCCGAGGAGAAGGCUAUCAUCCGCGACUGGAUGAAGGCCAUCAUGAAGGCCACCAUUGGUCGCGACUACACCAAACCCGUCGUCUCCUCUGUCAACAUCCCCACCAUCCCGCUCAUGGUAGCGCAGGCGAUGAACCCAGCGCCGCGUCCGCCUUCUCCGACAGCUCGUGAGGCCACGCAGAAGCUCAUGCGUCGGGAGAACCCGAACCAGCUCUCCAGUCGUGAUGCGCGGGUCCUCAUGGGCUUGCCAUCGAGCACGGACACGAAGGAGGAGCGUGCACGACUGGAGUCGUUCUUCACAAAUGAGACCGUCGACCCCGGGGAUGCUAUGCAACCGACGGAUACGCCCAGGUUGCCACCGCCGCGUCCGUCGCGCGAGAUGCGGAGGUUGAGCUCGCAGCCUUCAACACCCCUUGACGAUGGCCUCAUCGACUGGGCCAAUUCCCACCUACCUGCCAACCUCCAAAUCCACGACACUGGCGGGCCCCUCCUCACCGGGCUCGGCCUCCUGCGCCUUGCUGAGUCCAUCAAGGGCCAGCCCUCCAACCCGCCCGUGCCCGACUCCGCCUUCCCUCGAGACGCCGGCGACGAUCGCCUUGACGGGCUCUUCCGCCUCUUCGAUUUCCUCCUCGACAACGACGUCAAGAUGGGCAGCGUCAGCAUCAACGACGUCCGCCAGGGCAAGCGCGACAAGGUCAUCCAGAUCAUCCGCGCGCUCAAGGCCUGGGAGGACAAGCGCCGGGCGCUCGCUCAGAGCAUCGGCAAGGGCGCCGUGCAGGCCGGGCACUUCAUGGCGCCGACGUUCUCGUAG
Schizophyllum commune H4-8 is the source of this 3555-nucleotide messenger RNA. RefSeq lists its product as uncharacterized. Gene Ontology annotation, molecular function: protein binding. NCBI's taxonomy places the organism in Eukaryota, Fungi, Basidiomycota, Agaricomycetes, Agaricales, Schizophyllaceae. The coding region runs from base 1 to 3555 and encodes 1184 amino acids. The record is from RefSeq and is a predicted model, not a curated record. The transcript has 9 exons.